CAGUGUGUGUGUGUGUGUGUGAGUGUGUGUGUGUGUGUGUGUGUGUGUGUUGUAGAGAGUGUGUGUGAGUCAAUUUAAAAAAGCGUCUUCAGUUACUUUGUUUCCUGACGGAGGAAGAGUUUAGAGAAGUGAGGACAUGGUGAUGAUGGUGAGGAUGAUGAUGGGCUUCCCUCAGCCUCCGUGGGCUCAGGUGAGCCCUGGGCUCCAGUCUGAGUGCUAACCAUGCUGCGGCAGUCCGACCCAAACUCCAGUACACUGCAGCUGGUUGCUAAUGAUAUGACCGACAUCAUGGAGAAGCUGGACACCCACGAGCUGGACCUGGAAGAUGGAGAGUACGACACAACCGACACCACCACUCCAGCCGAUCAUUUACCUUUCACGGCAAUCUACAAGACGGUGGGUUUUAAGGAGUCCAGGGCCCAAGUGUUCUUGUCUUCACCGAUCACCGCUAAGAUCCUGGAGGUGGAGCGCUUCACCUCUGCUCAGGACCGCUUCAACGUCACCACGCAGAGGAGCAUCAACAAGUCGAUGCCGGCGGUGUUUAAGAUCGAGUUGAAGCACGGGGAGUUCACGUGGCUGGUGAAGAGGAAGGAGAAACACUUCAUGGAUCUGCACAGAGAGCUCAGGACAUACAAGACGUUCAUGAAGCUCCCGUUGCCCACACGCAGUCACACAGUGAAGAGGCAGUCGGCAGCAGAGGGGGUGAGACACAUGCCCACCCUGCACCGAGGAAGAGGAGAUGAGCUGGGCAGAGAGGAGCAGGUUUCCAGUCGCAGGAAACAACUAGAAGAUUACUUGAAUAACCUGCUGAAGGUGCCAAUGUACAGAAACUACCAUGCAACGAUGGAGUUCAUUGAUGUUAGCCAACUGUCUUUUAUCCACGAUCUGGGACCAAAAGGCUUAGAAGGGAUGGUGCAGAAGAGAUCCGGCGGUCAUCGUGUUCCCGGGAUGAACUGCUGCGGUCGCAGUAAAAUGUGCUACCAUUGGUCCAAACGCUGGCUGGUAGUGAAGGACUCGUUCCUGCUCUACAUGAAGCCGGACUCUGGUGCGAUCUCUUUUGUGAUGCUAGUUGACAAGGAGUUCAGCAUCAAGAUGGACUCCAGAGACACAGAGACCAAACACGGCGUUCGCAUCGACAGUCUGUCCAGGUCGCUGUUGCUGAAGUGCAGCAGCUACAGACACGCCCGCUGGUGGGGUCAGGCCAUUGAAGGCUUCGUCCAGAAGCACGGCUCAGCCUUUCUCACCGACCACCGCUUCGGAUCCUUCGCCAGAGAGGAAGUUAACAUCCCUGCCAAAUGGUAUGUGAAUGGGAAGACGUACAUGGAAGAUGUGGCCGAUGCUCUUGAAGCGGCCAAAGAGGAGAUAUUCAUCACAGACUGGUGGUUAAGUCCAGAAAUCUUCCUAAAGAGGCCGGUUGUUGAGGGCAACCGCUGGCGUCUGGACUCCAUCCUGAAACGAAAAGCGGAACAAGGAGUGCACAUCUUUGUAAUCCUGUACAAAGAGGUGGAGUUAGCUCUGGGCAUUAAUUCAGGAUACAGCAAGAGAACACUCCGGCACCUCCACCCCAACAUCAAGGUGAUGCGUAAUCCAGACCACGUCUCAUCUGCCGUCUACCUGUGGGCGCAUCAUGAGAAGAUCAUCAUCGUCGACCAGUCGGUGGCCUUCGUUGGUGGGAUUGACCUCGCGUACGGUCGGUGGGACGACAGGGAACACCGGCUAACGGAUGUCGGGAGUGUGACACUCUCACAUUUGGAGCAAGCUGAAGCUGUCGCUCCCAAUAUGGCUGCCCCUGCUAACGGCAGUGGCGGGGUUUCCCAGCGCAAUGGGAAUGGCGUGUUUACGGUGACAGACUCGGUGGAUCAGCCCAAGCUGAAGGGUCAGGGGAGGUUGAAGAGGACCAGGUUUAGUAUCAAGAGACACCUACAGAAACACGGGCUUGCCAGCGCUGACAGCGACAGUGACCUGGAAGACGAAGCCAAGAGCGGCUCAGUGCGUAGUCUUCAAACCGGGGUGGGAGAGUUGUUUGGAAACACGCGCUUCUGGCACGGAAAAGACUACUGCAACUUUGUGCACAAGGACUGGAUUCAACUGGACAAACCGUUCGAUGAUUUCAUAGACAGACACACAACUCCCAGAAUGCCUUGGCAUGACAUCUCCUCAGUGGUUCAUGGGAAAGCAGCUCGAGACGUGGCCAGACACUUUAUUCAAAGGUGGAACUUCACAAAGCUGGUGAAGCCAAAGUACAACUCGCCGUCGUUCCCGUGUCUGCUGCCCAAGUCUCACACCACCGCUGGAGAGCAGAGAUACCAAGUCCCCAACUGCAUCCCCGCCAAAGUACAGAUCCUUCGCUCAGCCUGUGAUU
This is a messenger RNA of Labrus bergylta (ballan wrasse), 2362 nucleotides long. NCBI's taxonomy places the organism in Eukaryota, Metazoa, Chordata, Actinopteri, Labriformes, Labridae. The record is from RefSeq and is a predicted model, not a curated record.